AUGCGACCGAGCUGCUGCAUCUGCAUGGAGACCAUUCAUGCCAGUAGCAGCAGCAGCGACGGCAACAGCGUGAGCGCUACCGAGUGCGGCCACGUCUUCCACGACGUCUGCCUGCGUCGCUGGCUGACGACGUCCAACAGCUGCCCGACUUGUCGCAAGCAGCUCCACGACGAAAAGAUCGUGAAGCUUUUUCUGGACGGGGCGGACUUGCUGCCCGACGGUUGCAUUAGGAACGAGGGUGGCCCAUUGCGACUAAUUCAGCGUCAACUAUGCGUGGCCAGGUCACAACUGGAAGAGGCCGCUGCUGUCGAGAAGAGACAGGCUGAGGAGGCCCACGCGCUACGCGGCAACGUGCGUCGACUCGAAGGCGUCGCGCGGACGUACAACUCAAAGUACGUCAACAUGAUGCGCGAGAACGGCCGCCUGAGGUCGCAACUGAGAUACUUGAGGGAAGAAGUCAGGGACAGGAGGAUUCUCCGUAGAGAGAAUUCAGCCCUUCAAAAUGAGCUGCGCAGCAAAGAAAGACAACUAGCGAUUUCCGAAGAGAUCCGUAAACGCAUGGAUCAUGCGAUGGGUGGCCUCAGGGUCCAGUUAGACCAGCGUGAAGCCCUGUUGCAGCAGCAGGUGCAGCAAAUCCAAGCACUGCAGGAGCGUUCCCAUCAUCACGCCGAAUUCACGUUUCAGAGCAUUCAGUGGCCACUACCAAGUUGGUCUGACAGGUCGGAUGACUCGCCACAAAGAAAACCGAUGCUUCCAUCGCAGGGAACAGUGGAUAGAGAAGACAACCUGAAGAAUUCUGCCAUAGGUCUUGCCGAGACUAACUACCGAUAUAGGCAGAAUACCAACAGCAGUGCUAGGCUAAAGACAUUUGCAAGAUGA
Rhipicephalus microplus (southern cattle tick) is the source of this 879-nucleotide messenger RNA. RefSeq lists its product as uncharacterized. The record is from RefSeq and is a predicted model, not a curated record. Gene Ontology annotation, molecular function: ubiquitin protein ligase activity. NCBI's taxonomy places the organism in Eukaryota, Metazoa, Arthropoda, Arachnida, Ixodida, Ixodidae. Gene Ontology annotation, biological process: replication fork processing; protein ubiquitination. Gene Ontology annotation, cellular component: nucleus; site of DNA damage.